AUGGCAAACUACGACAUCAAAAUCAUUUCCGACACCGUCUGCCCCUUCUGCUACCUAGCGCGCGCCCGCAUCGACCGCGCCAUCACUCUCUUCAAGAAGACCGUGCCCAACGCCUCAUCCUCCACCUUCACCAUCCGCUGGCACGCCUUCCAGCUCGACAAGUCCAUCCCGCAGGGCCAAUCGACCUCAGUGCAGGACAUCGCCGUGCAGCGCUUCGGCGCCGACCGCCUAGUCGCCAAGCGCGCGCGGAUGGCGCAGCUCGGCGACCAAGAGGGCUUCGGCUUCACCUUCGCGGGCCGCAUCGGCAACACGCGCGACUCGCACCGGCUGUCGCACCUAGGCCGCGAGCUGGGCGGGUGGGAGCUGGAGGAUAAAGUGCAGACGGAGAUGAUGAAGAUGUUCUUUGAGCAGGGCGGCGACAUUACGAGCUUUGACGACUUGAGCGGCGCGGCGGAGAGGGCGGGCAUUGAGCGGGAUGUGGCGCGGAGGUGGCUCGAGGAUGGGAGCGGUGGGGAGGAGGUUGAUCGGGAGGUGGAGGAGAUGGAGAGGUUGGGGAUGAAGGGCGUGCCCAAGAUCUUUAUUGAUGAUGAGUUUGUGGUGGAGGGGGCUGAUGAUGUGACGGCCAUUUUUGAGCAGCUGUAUAAGACGAAAGAGGCUAAGGAGAAGACGGAGAUUCAAGGGUAA
Messenger RNA from Trichoderma harzianum CBS 226.95, 684 nucleotides. RefSeq lists its product as hypothetical. Lineage: Eukaryota; Fungi; Ascomycota; Sordariomycetes; Hypocreales; Hypocreaceae. The record is from RefSeq and is a predicted model, not a curated record. The transcript has a single exon. The coding region runs from base 1 to 684 and encodes 227 amino acids. Gene Ontology annotation, molecular function: oxidoreductase activity.